Messenger RNA from Giardia duodenalis, 2304 nucleotides. Its product is annotated as Kinesin-9. The coding region runs from base 1 to 2304 and encodes 767 amino acids. Gene Ontology annotation, biological process: microtubule-based movement. NCBI's taxonomy places the organism in Eukaryota, Fornicata, Diplomonadida, Hexamitidae. Gene Ontology annotation, molecular function: ATP hydrolysis activity; microtubule motor activity; microtubule binding. Gene Ontology annotation, cellular component: microtubule; kinesin complex. The transcript has a single exon. The record is from RefSeq and is a predicted model, not a curated record.
AUGACUCAGACUCCAAUAACCGUUUUUGUUCGUAUGCGACCAACGCCACGAGUUUCAUCUGAUAUUAUUCUGGACCCGAAUAAGACGCAAAUGAUAGUUAGGAAUACAGUUCUCCCUGGCGCUAGUACUCUCAACUUUACCUUUAAUUACAUCUUCCACAGCGCAUCACAGGAAGAGAUAUUUGAUUCGGUUGGAAAGCCAGCUGUAGGGAAUGCUCUUGAUGGUUAUAACUCGACUAUUUUUGCAUACGGUCAAACCAGCGCAGGAAAGUCCUUUUCGUCCAUUGGUGAUCAUUCGUUCACAUACAAAAAUCGAGGACUUCUCCCACGCAUUCUCGAGUUCAUGUUUCAACAGAUCAAUGCACGUCAUGGCUUCACCUUUGAUCUUCAGUUUUCUGCGUUAGAAAUAUACAACGAGCGAUUAAUAGAUCUUUUGUCAAACGAUAGCACUAAGCACCUCUCUAUUUCUGAUAUAGAUGGUGCCAAUGGACAAUCAAUCAGCAUUAAAAACCUGUCCAUUCACUCUGCAGAAACAUUCGAUGCCGCCCUUGAGCUUGUCUUUGGAGCUGAAAAUGUUCGCUCGAUCGCAGAGUCAUCCCUUAAUAUGCAAUCAUCUAGAGCCCACUGUAUCUAUACUAUAUAUCUUAAGCAGCGCAGCCGUGUCGAUGAGACAGCACCAACCAUGGUAACCAAGCUCAACGUGGUCGACUUGGCUGGUUCCGAAAGAGCUAGUGCGUCUAUCUCUGUGGAUGCAACGGGAAAUUUCAUCAACAAAAGCCUCACGUUUCUAGAGCAAGUUGUCAACUGUCUCAAUCAAAACGCUGCGCAUGUUCCGUAUAGAACCUCCAAAUUAACCCAUAUAUUGAAGGAUUCUAUUGGUGGUAAUUGCAAGACCUAUUUGCUGGCCUGUAUUCGCCCGGAACCAGAAUUCCUCUUAGAUACCAUCAGUACUCUGCGUUUUGCCCAGCGAGCCUCCUUUAUUAAGAAUACUUCUAGUAUCAAUCUACUUAAUAGAUACUAUGAUAGCUUACCCAAUCAAACGACAAGUACAGUACUAAAUCAACGAGACCUCAACAGUAUCAUAGCUACAGCUGUGGCAGAAGCCCUUGAUGCAAAAUCAUCUGAUGUGAAGAACACAUCGAAUUUUGGCCCUGUAUUGUCUAAAAUAAUAUCAGAAUUGGAGAUUGAAAACAAAAGUCUGAAAACCGAGAACCUCCUCCUAUCCAGUGGGUCUAAAAGCCUUUCUAGUACAGAAGAAGGGCAGCACAAGCUCAAGCAAGUUAUGGACGAAUGGAUUGAUGGACGUGCAAAAGUGCCAUCAGACAUUUCCUCUAGGGAUGACUAUAUCUUUUGCUUAACAUACUUACGUGACUGUGUCGCAUCUGGAAAGCCUGUACAUACAGUAUCUUUACUCAACGCAUCGGGAUCAGACGGCUCUUCUUUACAGCAUACCUCUGCGGCAGAUCUUGCACAGACCAAAAAGACUCGGGGAUCAGCUGAUACACCAGCAAAGACAGAACAGAGCGCAAAGCUUCAUGGAACUGUCGACGAAUCGGUUGUGAUGUCAAUUGGAGAGGCUGAUGCAGAAAUGAUUGCUCGAACGUUGGCCAAUUUAAACACUUGGAAGGGUGGUUUGAACACCACUCUAGUGUCCACUACAGGAGCACCUGCUCCUUUUGCAGCAAUACAAGGAGAUCAGCCUCAGGCAGAACCAGAGGAUGUGGUUGAAGACUUAGCAGAUAAGAAGUUUCAAGAGUACAUCUCAGCAGGGGUGGGUCUAGAUUUAUCGAAGAAGGUUCUUGAUGCUAAGACGACUUUAAACACAAAGAAACAAGACGCCAUAAAGGCUUAUCAAGAGCUUAAUGAGCUGAAGUCCACGAUGAAGUCGCUACAAAACAGGAUGCAGGUGGCAGUUGAUGAGUAUAAGCAAAUAGAUAACACUGACAAGGAAGUGAGCAAUAUUCUGAACUUCAAAGAAGCCGGUCUCAAUCAGGGAAAGGAGACAAAUCUCAAAGCCCUUGCAGGUGAACUGGAAUCUGCUCAACUAGAGUUUCAAACCAAGAAAGAGGCUUAUGAAAAAAGCCUGGAAAUGAUAGAGCAGUUGAAAUUAGCAGAAGUUGCAGCAAGGCAAAGGCUUCUGUUGAACUAUGAAGCCUAUUGUGCAGACUUCAAACCUGUCUGUAUGACAACCGAAAAAGGAAAGGAGCGGACCCUCGACGACACGUUAGAAAAUACAGCACCCAGUGGGUCAUUGGCCGUCUUCAACGGAGCUAUGAAGAGGGCUGGUCUAACGAAGAGAAAGUAA